CCCCAAAACCCGCACACCUCGCCGCCGCCGCCGCCGCCGUCUCCUCCAUCGCAGUCGCCGUAUCUCCCCUCUCCCCGGGAGCUGAAGCACCCGAGGAGGAGGAGACCAGGUUCUUGGCCAUGGUGGGCUGGCGGGUCGCGGGCGGCGCUCGUGCCGUUCUUCGCCGGCUCGGCGCGGCGGCGGAGGCAGCAGCGAAGCAGGAUGGCCGUGUGCUCACGGCCAGCUAUAGCAGCAGCAGCAGCGUGAAUGCUCCAUUUGGUUUGGGCCAAUAUGCAAACCUUCUGAGGGCACAAGCUUUUGCCUCCAGGGGAGUCCCAGUGAACUUCCAUCAGCUGAUUCGCAAUGCUGGAAUAUCAACCACAAGGAGCCUGCUUGCUGCAGAUGAUGCUAUGGUUCCUGUUUCUUCUCCUUUGACACCUCCAAUUGGUGAGGGAGAAGGAACUGACAAAAAGGGAGCGAUAGUUAAGCGGCUGAAGGUCCAGGCCAUCAAGAAGGAUAUCAAGCAGAGCCCCAAGAAGGUGAAUCUGGUAGCAAAGCUGGUUCGAGGAAUGCGUGUGGAAGAUGCCUUAUUGCAGUUGCAAGUGACAGUUAAAAGGGCUGCGAAAACUGUCUAUCAGGUGAUUCAUUCUGCUCGUGCCAAUGCAGCUCGCAAUCACGGACUGGAUCCUGAUAAACUUAUUGUCGAAGAGGCUUUUGUGGGGAAAGGACUUUACCUGAAGAGGUUGUCUUACCAUGCCAAAGGACGGUGUGGUGUCAUGGUGAGACCGAGGUGCAGACUUACGGUAGUGGUUCGAGAGGCUACUGCCGAGGAAGAGGCGAAGAUUGCAAAACUCAGAGUCAGCAACUAUAAGAAGCUGACCAGAAAGGAGAAGCAACUAAUGCCGCACCGUCUUAUCGAGGUUAGCCCAAGGUGGGCUCGCAAGAGGAAAGAGGAGGCUGGUGCUACUACGGCUUAGCAUGGAUUUUCAUUCGCAGGAUCUGUCUGCCGCGUGGGCAGGCCUAAGGGUAUAAGUGGGUUAGCCCACCAACCCACUUAUAGGCUAAUUAAGAGGCUCUUAUCUAUCUGCAAAAUUUACCCUAGAGCAAUUGUAGCUCUCACAAGAAUGAGUUCGACGUCUCAUUUGCUGGGCAAUUGCUCUGUUUGUUUCAUCUGUAUGAAAUUUGUCACAUGAAGCAUAGGACAUUGUGGUACUGACCACGAUUCUAGUUGCUAAGAAUAAUAGUAGCUCCGAUGUUUUUGCUGGCA
Messenger RNA from Oryza brachyantha (malo sina), 1246 nucleotides. RefSeq lists its product as uncharacterized. The transcript has 7 exons. NCBI's taxonomy places the organism in Eukaryota, Viridiplantae, Streptophyta, Magnoliopsida, Poales, Poaceae. Gene Ontology annotation, biological process: translation; ribosome assembly. Gene Ontology annotation, molecular function: structural constituent of ribosome. The coding region runs from base 120 to 956 and encodes 278 amino acids. The record is from RefSeq and is a predicted model, not a curated record. Gene Ontology annotation, cellular component: ribosome; mitochondrial large ribosomal subunit.